GACUUGCUCGUGUGUUUCGCGUCAUCGUAAGAUUUUCGCACUGAAUUUGUCAUCGGGCUAAGAAGUGCUCGUCAAGGAGUGGUGACGGCUUUCCACAAACAAUAUAAGCUGACCAAAGCACAGGUGUGACUUCAUGUCUGCGUUUUACUCUGAAGUGCUCCUUAUCCUUGGCUGGCAGCGAUGACUGAGAUGAUGACCAGCACUGCCAUGGAGGACAUGCAUCUUGGUGCCAAACAAGACAGGAACUCCUACCAGACCUUUAAGGCCUCCACUGCUUUCUCUCCCCAGAUCUUCCCUGACCCCACAGACUUUGAGCGGUGCUGCAAGCUACAGGAUUGCCUGCCCUCCAUCGUAGUGGAGCCCACGGAGGGUGAGGUGGAGAGCGGGGAACUGCGCUGGCCUCCUGAGGACUUUUUGCUUGCUGAGGAGAGCAAGGAGGAGAAGAGGGAAUGCAAUGGUGGGCAGCUGUGUCCUAACACUCCGCAGUAGAGGAACUGUAUUCUCUCCAUCUCUCUCCCUCCCUCCUUUCCUCUGUCCUCUCCUCUGGUGCUUGAAUGUGCUGGGGCUUCCUUCAAGGCCCUGGUUCAUGUAUCACAGCACAUGGGAUCGUCCAGUCCUUUUAAGCCUGGCUUGGCUUAGGUUCAGGCCAUGCAGUUAAGUCCAUUGUGUAACAAGUUUUGGGAUGAACUAAUCCACCCACCACAAACAGGCACGCACACAAAUUGCUCUGAUUUAAAUAUCAAAUGGAUGUAACAUGUUUGCAUUUGGCUUUAGAUGGGAAGUCCAUGUGCUAUACAAUAGAACAUCAGUGUCUGUUUUGCCUCUUGGAAGAAACCCUUCAGCCUCUUAAAAGAUGUGACCAGAACAGGUUCUUUCCCUAAGCUGUUUCAGAGGCCUACAGGAAUUCUGUUCACUGUGAGUAGUGACGUGUCAUUGCAGUUUAGACAUUGUAUGAAUAUUGUCACACAGAAAUACUCUUGGAUGCCCUUUUAAAUUGUCCAUGUUAUGUAUGUGUUUUUCCUUUUCUUACGUAUUCCUCUGGGGUGAUGCAAGAAUAGUUUACAAUGCCCAGAGAUUAGGAGAGUGUGCAACCAUGCAUUUUCAUGUCCUGUCUGUAUAUGUGUAUCAUGUCACUUAGGAUUUGAAUAUAACCUCUUUGGAUAAUAUGUAGUUGGCUAAGGAAGGUUUCAGAAUUCUCACGCAGUGAUUUAACCUUGGCCAAGAGACACUAAAAGUGGCCUAAACGUGACCUGAACUGGGCUUCAGUCUUUCAAAUUGUGACGUAGAAUUAAUAGAUGCUCUGUCUCGUCAGCCUUUUUUUCUAGCUGUCUCCUUUUGGGGCUGUAGUUUUGUUAGUGUUACUGUUCAACCAGCAGUUUGUUCACUAUUUUGUACAGCUCAGGGAAAUACCUUUUCCCCACUGUUUUAUAUUUCUGCUCCCUCUGUUGUGGAAACUGUUGUUCCACUUCAAUAAACCCAUCAGUGGUGUAUUCA
Messenger RNA from Brienomyrus brachyistius, 1494 nucleotides. Its product is annotated as protein LBH-like. The transcript is spliced from 3 exons. Gene Ontology annotation, biological process: positive regulation of DNA-templated transcription. The record is from RefSeq and is a predicted model, not a curated record. NCBI's taxonomy places the organism in Eukaryota, Metazoa, Chordata, Actinopteri, Osteoglossiformes, Mormyridae. Gene Ontology annotation, cellular component: nucleus. The coding region runs from base 181 to 489 and encodes 102 amino acids.